Messenger RNA from Botrytis deweyae, 633 nucleotides. RefSeq lists its product as uncharacterized. Lineage: Eukaryota; Fungi; Ascomycota; Leotiomycetes; Helotiales; Sclerotiniaceae. The record is from RefSeq and is a predicted model, not a curated record. The transcript has a single exon. The coding region runs from base 1 to 633 and encodes 210 amino acids.
AUGAUUGAUUCAAGAUUUCCAAUCCUUAAACCUCCAACACGGGUUCAUUCUCGACCGUCCACCCCCGGAGCUUCAUUUCUUCAUACAGCUUCAUUGAGUUGUCCCACUAGAUAUCCCGCAGAAACAAGAGAAGUUAAUAAAAAUCUCACACCAAAUACUUCAGCUUCAUCGCCACCUUCUCCGGAGAAAAUUCGCAGACUCGGAGAACCAGAGCGUGCAUUGAGAUAUAAAACGUCAUUGACACUUUCACUCCCAGAGGAAGAAACAUUUGGUCAACCUAGUAUCGACUUACCUGGCUUGAACAUAGCCCGUGAUUUCGGAUUUGGAUCGGGUGCUGGAUCAAGGACGUCAAGAAUCGAAGAGAGAAGAUCUGUUGCCUUUGUGGGAGAAACCAGAGAGGAUGGCGAGAAGAUAUUUGAGGGUGUGAAUCUUGAUGCUCAUGAACGACGGAUUGGAGACAGAGGACUUAGACCAGAGCCAAUGAGAGAUGAAGAAGCGGGGGUAACGAAGCAAAGGAGUGUCUCCGAGAUGCUUGAGCGGCGGGAAGACGGCGAGAAAGACGAAUGCAAUAGAUACUUUGGUCGCUUUGGGAAAGUUUUGGGAUACCUUACUGUGAAAUGUUCUUGUCUUUAG